Messenger RNA from Lycium ferocissimum, 1727 nucleotides. RefSeq names its product transcription factor BEE 3-like. NCBI's taxonomy places the organism in Eukaryota, Viridiplantae, Streptophyta, Magnoliopsida, Solanales, Solanaceae. Gene Ontology annotation, molecular function: DNA-binding transcription factor activity; protein dimerization activity. Gene Ontology annotation, biological process: regulation of DNA-templated transcription. Gene Ontology annotation, cellular component: nucleus. The transcript is spliced from 9 exons. The record is from RefSeq and is a predicted model, not a curated record. The coding region runs from base 686 to 1543 and encodes 285 amino acids.
AGUUGUAAGUUUCUUUUUUGGGGUAAAUUGGUAAUUGGCUCCUUCAUCCUCUUCCUUUCUUAACACGUAUAUUUUCCCCCAUUAACCCAUGCUGUUUCUCUCCACUCCAGUAGUACAAGCCAGAAACUUCUAUAAUCUUCUCCUUUUCUAUGCUCCUCUCAGACUCAGAGACCUUGAAAUCAUUUUCUUUGAGAGAUCUCCAUUUAGUUCCAAGUCUAUGCAAAUUUCGUCAUUUCUCAAUAAAUCAUCUAUGAAUACACUGAGAUACAACCAAAAGCUUGAAGGCGAAGGAAAGAGAAUAUUUAUGAUAUUUUUCCCUCUUGGCCUUGAAAGAUUACCAUGGGAUGCAUUGUACUAUAUGAAGUAGCAUGCUUUUGUUGCGUACUGGCUGUUGAUGGUUGUCUAACCCAAAAUAUAUUUACAGAAAAGAGAUACUAGAUGGGCAGCAGGUGUAUAAAUCAUUUCAGGCAACAAAACAACAGAAGCCCAAACUUCCAAGUGGCAUCCUCAAAAUACUUCACUAUUCCAUCCAUUAAUAAAAAAGAACAUUGAGAAAUUCACAUAAGCCAUGCUCAAUUUUGCCCAUGCUCUAUAUAUAUUUGUGAGUCACAACCUAUCUUAUCAUCAGAAAACAUACACUAAACAUCCCUUGUGAGCAGCAUUUUUAUAAUAUACAAAAGUUGUCAUGGCUCUUCAUCAUUUCAAUCCAGAUAUGCAAAUCAUUAAUCCACCAUUCUCUGUAUUCAACAGUGACUCAAGUUUGAAUUUCCAUAACCAGUUUCCUUUGCAAAACCUGAACCCCACUUCCUUGGAGAUGUCAAACGUCAAUUUUCAGAGCUUUCUUGGACAUUCCCAUGAACACAUUUUCAACCAAGCCCCUGAAUUUCAAGUAUGUUUAACAGAAAACUUCCCUGGAAAUUUUCAACAAGAUGACAAGAAUACUGUAGCUCUAGCUAGAGAUGAUAUAAAUGAAAGCAAGAAGAGGAAAACAAUAGAGACCCCAGAAAGCAGCUCCGCAUACUCGUCCCCUGCAGUUUCUUGGAGUGAGACCAAAAGAAAAACUGUAAUGGCACUGAUACGCUCACUUUUCAUAUUCGUAAAGAGUGAUGAAAAGGAAGAAGAGAAAUUAAGGCAGGUGGUGCAUGUAAGAGCCAAGAGAGGCCAAGCAACUGAUAGUCACAGUUUAGCAGAAAGGGUUAGAAGAGGAAAAAUUAAUGAAAGACUUAGGUGUUUGCAAGACAUUGUUCCAGGAUGCUACAAGUCUAUGGGCAUGACAGUAAUGCUGGAUGAAAUAAUUAACUAUUUGCAAUCCUUGCAAAAUCAAGUUGAGUUCCUCUCCAUGAAGCUUUCUGCGGCCAGCACAUAUUAUGACGUCAACUCAGAGACAGAGAUUUUGCAGACGAUGCAGAGAGCAAAGGCAUAUGAAGCACACAUUAUGCAGAAGCUAAAGAAGGAAGGAUAUGAAGGGGUGGCUUCUAAUCAAGCUGGCCCCUUAAUUGACCACAGUUUUGGCUGCUAUCCCAAGUUGUCUUACAACACCUAAAGAUUCAUCCAGCAAUUUUCCCUUUUCUGAUCAAUAUAUCCCACUUAUGCAUACCUUUGUAAUUUUUGGACAAAUGCAUUGAGAUAUUGGACUCAUAUACUUUUAUUAAGUCUCAGAAUACAAUUUUGUGUUUGGAAUUUCACCAAAGACGUUAUAUAUAGAUAGACACUAAAAGUUAGCAUCA